Arachis stenosperma is the source of this 3001-nucleotide messenger RNA. RefSeq names its product putative pentatricopeptide repeat-containing protein At1g53330. The transcript is spliced from 4 exons. Gene Ontology annotation, molecular function: protein binding. The coding region runs from base 503 to 1903 and encodes 466 amino acids. NCBI's taxonomy places the organism in Eukaryota, Viridiplantae, Streptophyta, Magnoliopsida, Fabales, Fabaceae. The record is from RefSeq and is a predicted model, not a curated record.
CUACUCUCGUAUUCGAUAUUCAAACGCAGAAAAGAGGCAGCCCUAAGCCUCAAUCUCCUUGUUCUUCUUCAAGCUGUCCAGCCACUGGCGCUGUCGCGUCUGCUCCGCCGCCGUCCGCCGCCGUCCGCACUGCUCCAGCGUCGCAUCAACGCGUCUGUUCCGCCUCUUCUUGCUGCGCUUGCGCACUUCAGCCUCUGUUCCAUCGCGCUUCCAUCAAUGUUCAUCCUCUGUUCCGCCGCGCUCCAGCCCUCGUCUUCCACUUCGAGUUCCUCAUCUGUGCUCCCUCUCCCUCGCGUGUUUGAGUUCCAACCCUCGUUUGUGCUCCCUCAGCUGUGAAAGGUUUGACUACGGUCAGACCAUUGACCCAGUUAGAUGACUGGUUCAUUGACCGGUUCCGUUCUCACAACCUUGGGAUAAACACUCGACUCGGCACUCCUCAUUUGCUCCUUCACCGGUGAGUGACCAGAGAUGAAUAAUAAGUUGUAGCAAGUAAAGCACAAAAAUGCAAAUGGCCACACCAAAGCCCAUAUCACCCUUCAGACUCUCUUCACUCCUCCGUUCCGAAAAAGACCCCUCCAAAGCCCUCAAACUCUUCCUCCACCCAAACCCAACCCAACCCAAACCCUUCCGCCACUCUCUCCUCUCCUACGACCUCCUCAUCACCAAGCUAGGCCGUGCCAAGAUGUUCCUGGAGAUGGAACAAAUCCUCCACCGCCUCUGCCACCACACCACCUUCUGCGUCCCUGAACCCCUCCUCUGCCAAGUCAUCACCCUCUAUGGCCGCAACUGCCUCCCCUCCUCCGCCAUCCACACCUUCCUCUCCCUCGGUUCCUUCCGCUGCACGCCAACCGUCAAGUCCUUCAACUCCCUCCUCAAUGCCCUCCUCACCUCCCGCGAUUUCCAGAAUUUCUCAGAAUUCGCGUCACGAGUAAUGGAAUUCACGCAGCCAGAUACUUGCACGUUCAACAUUCUGAUCAAUGCGUGGUGCUUGAGAGGCAACAUUGAUUGUGCAUGGAAGGUGUUUGAUGAAAUGCGUGACCUUGGUGUUCCUCCCAGCGAGGUUACUUUUGGGACUUUGAUUAAUGGUCUUUGCAAAAGCAUGCGGCUGCAAGAGGCGCUGAAGUUGAAGGAGAUUAUGAUAAAGGAUCAUAAGUUGAAGCCUAAUGUUAACUUGUACACCACGCUGAUCAAAGGUGGUUGUGUGGCUGGGGAGAUGGAUCGAGUCUUUAGGAUCAAGGAUGAGAUGGUGAGAAACAAUGUGAAGUUGGAUGCUGCUGUUUAUAACACUCUGAUGGACGCACUUUUCAAGGCCGGGAGGAAGGAUGAGGGGUGGCAGGUUUUGGAUGAGAUGAACAAGAAUGGCUGCAAACCUGACUUGGUGACUUACAAUGUGAUGAUUGCAGAGUUUUGUAGUGAGAAUAAUUUCGAAGAAGUGUUUAGGAUUUUGGAUGGGAUGGAAGGUGGUGGUGUGAAGCCUGAUGUUGUGAUCUACAAUGUGAUUAUUGGUUGGCUGUGUAAGACAGGGAAAUGUAAUGAAGCGAAUGAUUUGUUUCAAGAUAUGCCAAGGCGAGGAUGCACUCCAGAUGUUGUGACGUAUCGCACCCUUUUUGAUGGUCUAUGUGGAUGGAUGCAUUUGAGUGAAGCUGCAUUGAUUUUGGAUGAGAUGUUGUUCAAAGGCUAUGCUCCUCUUUCUAGGAGUUUGAACAGAUUUAUAGAUGGGAUGUGCAGCGAAGGGAAUUUUGAGUUGCUGUUGACAGUUUUGAGUAGUCUGGGUAGAAAGGAAGAUAUUUUGAAUGAGGACAUAUGGAAAAUUGUGGUUUCCAUGGUUUUCAAACCAAAGGAGCUGCAAGAAAACUUUGACUUUGAGCUUUUGGAUACAUUGGUCGUGCCAUAUCAAACAUGAAUGUAAACAAAUUGCUAAUUGAAGAUCAUUCAUAUCUAUGCUGCGGAACUAUAUUCAGGAGCAAAUAAUUGUCGUUUACCCCACUUUGCAGUUAUUUUACAAUUUGCACCCUCUGCAUGAAACAACAUGGAAUUGCCUUAUGCUACAAUUGGUAGUGUUAUAGCUUGGCCACUAAUCCUUUAAGGAAGAUCAUUGUCAAGGUUAUUUUGCACCAAGUUAUCAGAACCUGGGAAACAAUAAUGCCUUUGGUUGAUUUGCCAUUGGUAUUGCUAGGAAAGCAAAUUUGGAGAAGUCAGACUUGGAAUCAGCUUUGAAAGCUCUGAAGGAUAGGCUGAUGAGCUGAUGCUGUGGUUCAAAAAUCAAUACAGGCAACAAUGGAAGAAGCCCUUGUGUGUAUUUUGACCCUUAGGUGCUCUAUUGACAUAUUGAGGGAUGUGCAUGCUGCCAAGGAGCAAAGGAAACUAUAUGUUGCUGAAUUUGUUGGAGUUAAUGGUGUUGGAGAAUCUACUAAUCUUGAUCAGAUACAUGUGAACACUACUUAGAUAAAAAAGAAUGAUUUGGCGACCUAUUUCCUACAUUUGAUUCAAUGUAGCAACACAUAUUCAAGGGAAGAAAGCAUUACCUUUGAUCGCGUCUGAAGCCGAACUCUCCGCAUUCGCCUACGCCUGCGUGUGGACUUUUACGCUUCUUGCCUUAUCACGUUUGCCUUCAGAAUAUAACGAAGCAACGAACUGUAACAAAUUUAAUUGCAAAGUGUUUAGAAUUAUUCACUCUCAUUGUUUACUCUCUGUUAGGGCAUGUUUUUAUUCAAGAGUAACUUAUGAGAAUGAAGAGACAUACCUUGUAAAACUUUUUCUUUUUUUAUUUUUUAAUUUAACAAAUUUAAUAAUGUAACUUAUUUUCCAUUAUGUCAUCAAAACGGCUACAUCAUACAAUAAUGUGUCACCUAGUCUCCAUUACCGCUGGAAAAAUUAUUCAGGCGACCGGAAUGGUAGAAAUGACAACAGAGUUUGAUAUUGGUGUAUACAGAUGACUUAUUAAAAAAUUGAAAUGUACAUCUAUUCAUCAUGUAAAAAUCCGUGUCUAUUUUUGUCCAUU